This is a messenger RNA of Ectocarpus sp. CCAP 1310/34, 809 nucleotides long. The record is from the annotation of a GenBank genome assembly. NCBI's taxonomy places the organism in Eukaryota, Phaeophyceae, Ectocarpales, Ectocarpaceae.
AUGAAGGUGGUCUCCACAUUACCCCCCCCUUUUUCGAGGCUUCUUCUUGUUUGCUAGGCAAGAGAAGUCUUCUUGGGGUAACCGGAACCCGACCGGCUGGCGGCAAGUAGAACCACCUUUUUUCCAACAGUCUUCUGUGCGUGUGGGCGGGUGCGCCACUUCCGCCACUCACUGCCAAAAGUUUCGAGUUCGAUAGACAGUGCAUCGUUUCUUGGCCCACCCACCGUGUUUCUUUUUUCCGUACUUCGGAAGAAAAUUAGGUGAACUGCGGGUUUUGAACCCGUGUCUUUUGCAACCAAAAGCAGACACACUGACAUCUCUUCGUCGACGCCAUUAUGGAAAAGAGGGUUACAGACGUUUGGGGGGUUCCAACCUUUAUGAAGGUGGUGAUUAAGCGGAUUUCCGGCGUGCGGUACGUGGUCGCUCCGUACGAGGCGGAUGCGCAGCUCGGAUUCCUCGCCCGAAACGGCCACGUCGACGCCGUCAUCACCGAGGACUCGGACAUCAUGCUCUUCGGCUGCACGCGCGUCGUGUUCAAGCUGGACCGCGACGGGACGGGGCAGGAGGUGGACCUCCGAGAGGUGUUUUCGCGAAGGAAUGACGAGCUCGACAUGCGCGGCAUGAACGAGGACGACCUGAUGACGCUCUGCGCGCUCUCCGGCUGCGACUAUCUUCCUUCGGUGCACGGCAUGGGGCUGAAGAAGGCCUACCGGAUGGUGUCUCGUCACAAAGAGGCGACUGCCGAAGAUCUUGAGAGCGGUCAAGUUUGACUCUGCCGAGUCGUUCCCCCCUGGCUACGAAGCGGACUU